AUGAAAAGAACAAAAUAUAGGAGAAAUUCUAGUGAUUAUAAAAAAAUUAAAAAAGAUGUAUACGUUAGUUCAAGAAAAAAAAAAAAUGAUAGUGAUGAAAUGAGUGAGGCAGAGUGUGAAGAAAGAAUUAAAUAUCAUGAAAGUUCGAAGCGUAGCAGAAUGGAAUAUUAUAAUAAUGAUAAGAAUAGUGUAAGUUCUAAUUUGGAAGGAAAAAGAAAAGAAAAUACCAUUUUUUAUCAUAGUAACAAAGUAAAUCAUAAUAUAAAUGAUAUUUAUCCUUUAAAUCCUAUGAAUAAUGUAAAUAAAAAUAGUAUUAAUAGAAAUAUAAGUAAUAAUGUUUAUAUGAAUAAAACUAAUUAUGAUAGCAAAAAUAAUUUGCAAAACGUUAGUCAUAAUAAUAUGAAUGCUGCUUCAGUGAAUAAUAUAAGAAAUACUGAUUAUAAUAAUGUAAAAAUGUUAAAUCACAAUUUAAAUAAUAGAGGAUCAUCAAAUAAUAAUAUUAAUUAUUAUACGAGCUCAUUAAUGAAAGGAAAUUAUGAUGAUGUGAAAAAUAAAGAAAAAUAUAUAAAAAGCAAAAAUGAAAUAGAUACAUUAAAAAUAAAUAAUUUAUUUAUUCCAGAAGAUAAGUUUUUAGAUGAAAAAAAUAAUGAGUUAAUAAAUAAAUUAUAUGGAAAUGUAAAAAUAAAAAAACCCAAUAACAGUUUAACUAAUAUUAGUUUUGAUACCAUUACAAAAAAAAUAAAUACAGAUAUUAAACUACUCGGAAAUUUGGACCUAAUAAAACUACAUGAAUCAGAGAAUUUGGAUAACUCUUUAAAAACUCCUUGUAUUAGUUCAAUAAUAAAUGAUAAAAAAAAAAAUUUUGAAAUAUAUGAAUUCUGGAAAUUUCCACUUGAAAUUUUUGAUAAAUAUAUUUUUAAAAAUAAAAAUCAUGAUUAUGAAAAAUGGAUAUCUAAUUGUAAAACUUUAUUUAUUUUAGGUUUACCAUUUCAUUUAAAUGAAUAUUAUUUGUUACAUAGUAUCAUAGAUAUAUAUUAUGAUAAUAAAAAUUGUGAUAGUAUAUUAGAUAUAAUAGAUUUACAUAAUGAGGAUACUUUAGUUAAUAAUGUACAAUUAUAUUGUUCUUUUCAGCAAAGUAAAAAAAAAUAUAUAUUGUUAGCUGAAAAAUUAGGAAUUUUAAAAUUUGAAUUAUUAUUUGGAAGUGAAUUUUAUUCAGCUAAAAAUGAAUUAUUGUCUACAUAUCUUAAUUUGAAAUAUAAAGAGCUUUAUAAAAUUAAUUGUAAUAGUGGUGCUAUGGGAUUAUUACAUUUUAAAAAUGAGAAAUUUGCAAGAGAAUUUUGGAUGACAUACUCAAACUAUUCAUCCUGUUUUUAUGAAAAGCAUGUCAAAGUAAUCCCUGAUAUUAAUGGAUUAAAAAUAUUUUUAGAAGCAUCUGUUUUUUAUUUAACACCUGAAAGUUUUAUUACACAAAUAAAUUACAAUGAACUGAAUAUUGUUUUAAGUAAUAUACAAAAAAAAAAUAUGAGUACUAUUAAUAUAAUUAAUGAGAUGAAAAUUUGUUAUAAACAAAAAAAUAUAUGGAAUCUUAUACUUCAAAAUGUAAGUAUUGAAGAAUUUCAUAAUGUAAACAAAAAACAACAAAAUGAAACAAAAAGUGUGGAUGAUAAAAACAUGAACAUUAAAGAUAAUUUAAAUAAUUUUUCUUUUUUAAGAAAUACUGAUAACAAUUUUUUAAUGCAUAUAUAUAAUACCCAUAUCAAUAGACUUUUAAUUUCUAAUGGAUUAUGUUUAUUAGCAUGCCCUUAUUCAGAUGAAGAAGGAGGAAAUAAAAUUGCAGAAUUUUUUAAAAAAUUUUAUUUAAUAGACUGGUUCUAUUGUGAUGAAGAUAAAACUUGCUAUUUUUAUAUUUUUAAAACAGUGUUAAAUGUUUUUUGUAUAUUCAAAAGGAAUUUUAAAACUUGUUCUGAUUAUAUUGUUUCUUCUAUUUUUUUAAAACUUCCAUUUGGUAUUGUUCCCGCUAUAUAUAUCAAUUCGUCAACAAAUUUAAAAGAUAAAAAUCCACAAGAGAAAAAUAAUUUUAGAUGUUAUGAAAGUGAAUCACUUACAAGUAAUGUAAAUAAAAAAUUUACAACAUUUAAUUUAAGCAAUAGUAAUAUUAUGAAUAAUGUUGGUAAUAAUUUAAAACAACUAAAAAGUACAUCUGAUAUUAAUUCUUUAAUUUCAAGAAAAAGAAUAAAUAGUGUAAGUACAAUAGAAAAUACUAAUUUAGAUAAUAAAAAUGUCCAAUGUAAUAAUUCUAAAAAUAAAAAUGUUAGAAUGAAUAAUUUAAAUAUACAUAGUGUCAAAAAUAAUGAGAAUAUUGAUAUGAUUAUGUCUAAAAAAAAAAACGAAAAUGAAAACGUUAAUAUAACUUAUUGUAAGAACUUAAGUAAAGACAAAAUAAUUUUAAAUAAUUCUUACAAAAAAUUAAAUAGUGAUAGUAAUAAUAACAAUAUUGAAAAUAAUAAUAAUUGCAAUAAUGGUGAUAGAAACAAUAAUAACAAUAAUGAAAACAUUAAUAUUUUUGAGAAAAAUGAAAAAGUAAAAAAUGUUAUAAGUAGUGUUGGAAUGUAUAAUAAUUCAUAUAAUAUUGGUUCUAUAUCUAAUAAUAUUAAAAGCAAAAAUAAUAAUGAAAUCCAGAAAAAUCAUGAGUCAAAUGUAAAUAACUCCAAAAAUAAUUUAAAUUUAAAAAAAAAUAAUAGUAAAGGAGAAAAUGAUCCUUGUAAAAAAAUUGGUGAAAAUAUCAAUGAUAAGAUACUAGUUGACAAUAUAGAUAAUGAAAAUAAUAAUGACAUUAUUGAAAAAAGUAUAAAAAAACAAAACCUAAUAAAUCCUGAAAAUUUAACAAAGAAAAAUGAAGACGUGAAAAAUAAAAAAAAUAUAAAAAAAAAACAAAAAAUUGCAAAUACUAAAAAAAGUAAAAAAGAUAUGCAAAUAAAUAAUAACGAAGACACUGAUUUUAAAAUAAAUGAAAAAGAAGAAAUAUGUAUAAAUAAGAUGGGAAAUGAAACAAAAAUUGAAAAAAACUCUAUUAAUGAGAAUAAUAAUAAUAAUAAUAAUAAUAAUAAUAAUAAUAAUAAUAAUAAUAAUAAUAAUAAUAAUAAUAAUAAUAGCACUGAAAAUAUUCUAAAAAAAGAAGUUAAAAAUAAAAAGAAUAAAGAAGAAAAUACAAAAAGUAAUAAUAAAAUAACAACUAAAAAAAGAACUCCAAGAAACAUAAAUUCACAUAUAAUAAAAAGUGAUAUAGCUAGUGCAUUACAGAAAAAAAAAGUACAAGCAUUAAAUAACUCCAAAAAUAAUUUAACUGUACCAUUGAGUAAUUCUGAUGAAAAAAAUAAUUCAGUUAAUAAUAAAAACAAAAUUCAAAGAAAGAAAUAA
Molecule: messenger RNA, 3417 nt
Organism: Plasmodium gallinaceum
Lineage: Eukaryota; Apicomplexa; Aconoidasida; Haemosporida; Plasmodiidae
Product: conserved Plasmodium protein, unknown function
Exons: 1
Coding region: 1-3417 (1138 amino acids)
Source: RefSeq, a predicted model, not a curated record